Messenger RNA from Musca vetustissima, 481 nucleotides. RefSeq names its product syntaxin-17 (gene Syx17). The record is from RefSeq and is a predicted model, not a curated record. Lineage: Eukaryota; Metazoa; Arthropoda; Insecta; Diptera; Muscidae. The annotation marks the transcript as partial. The transcript has a single exon.
GCUGAUAAUGCCGAAGAAGCUUUAGAAAAUGUCCAGGCAGGUGAAAGUGCUUUACGCAAAGCAUUAUCCUACAAGAAGGCAAUGUAUCCUGUUAUGGGUGCUCUAUUGGGUACUUGUGUCGGUGGACCAAUUGGUUUGGUAGCUGGUCUAAAGGCUGGCGGUUUAGCAGCUGUCGGCUGUGGCAUAUUAGGCUUUACCGGCGGUAGUGUUCUAAAAAGUAACCCCGCCAUAUUACAGGGUAACAUUGAAGAGGAACAACAACAACAAGCUAUUGAAAAUUCCGAACAAACACAGGAGGAAAUCGAAAUGACAAAAAAGGAAGACUGACAAAUGGAGAAUUAUAAUCAACCGAUGACAGUGUGGUCGGCGGCAACGCGUCAACUAAUGAAUUUCCAGGGUACAACUGCAAAUCGUUUGGAUCCAGUGGCCCAGGCCACUACCGGUGUAUUGUGCAGUGUUAAAUCUUAUUGUACCAUACAGU